AUGCCCGGUCAAAAGAUCCUCUGCGUCGCAGAAAAGCCUGCAAUAGCCAAGGCAGUGGCUCAACACCUGGCGGGUGGAAGGGUCACCACGCGGCCCGUCAAUGGGAACCAAUAUGUAAAGAAUUACGAGUUUGACUUCCACUUCCAGCAAUGGGGCAACUGCUCGGUAACCAUGACCAGCGUGCUGGGCCACCUCACUGGUUUGGACUUCGAUCCCAAGUAUAAAAGUUGGAAGUCGUGUCCUCCAAGUCAACUGUUUGAAGCCGAAACAAAGAUCACCAUCGACAGAGACAAGCAGUCCAUCGCCGAAAAUAUUCAACGCCAGGCCCGCUUUGCCCGAAUCCUCUUCAUCUGGACCGAUUGUGAUCGUGAAGGGGAACACAUUGGAGGCGAAGUACGGGAUCAGGCCAAAAAGGGCAAUCCGACCAUUGUCGUGAAGCGAGCCAAGUUCAGCAACACUGAAAGAGCCCAUGUUAUACAUGCGGCUCAUUCUCCCAUUGAUAUGGACGAACGUCAAGUCAGUGCAGUGGCAGCAAGAAUCGAGCUCGACCUUCGUAUAGGUGCCUCCUUUACCAGGCUACAAAGCCUCGAACUCCAGCGUCUAAGCGACAACCUUCGAGACCAAACGAUUUCCUAUGGCUCCUGCCAAUUUCCCACCCUGGGCUUCGUGGUGGAUCGGUACAAUCGUGUCAGGAAUUUCAAGCCCGAGACCUUCUGGCUGAUCAAGCUGGUCCACGUGCGGAACAGGAUCAAGGUCAACUUCAACUGGCGGAGGGUUUCUCUAUUCGAUCGAGCAGCAGUGACUAUCAUAUUUGAGGCAUGUCUCGAUGCGAAACAUGCCAAAGUCACCAAGGUCCAGAAGAAACCAACCUCGAAAUGGAGACCACUGCCUUUGACCACUGUGGAAUUGCAAAUGCAAGGCAGCCGCUUUCUUCGCAUGACCAGUCAGCAAGUCAUGUCCGUCGCUGAGAAGCUCUACCAAAAAGGGUUCAUCAGCUAUCCCCGAACCGAGACGGAUCAAUUCCCGCGAGAGUUCGAUUUCAACGCCAUAAUUCAACGUCAAACCCAGGAUAACAAUUGGGGGCAAUACGCGCAGCGGCUACUGAAUGGUGACUUUAGGACCCCACGAUCAGGCCGUCACAAUGAUCAAGCCCAUCCGCCCAUUCACCCGGUCAAUUAUGUUGCUAGUGAUGCUCUAGAUGCCCAGGAAAAGAAGGUGUACGAGUUUGUUACCCGAAGAUUUUUGGCUUGUUGUUCCGAGGAUGCCAAGGGCGAGGCAACUGACAUUGAAAUACUCUGGGGCCCCGAGAUGUUUCAUACCCAUGGUCUGCUUGUCCUGGAAAGGAAUUAUCUCGAUGUCUACGUUUACGACAAAUGGGAAAGUAGCCAACAACUUCCUGAGUUUACACUUGGCGAGACAUUUGAGCCAACAGAAGCAAACAUGGUGGAUGGAAAAACUACGGCGCCUGGGUAUCUUACUGAACCCGAGCUGAUCGCUCUGAUGGAUGCAAACGGCAUUGGGACAGACGCAACGAUGGCCGAGCACAUUGCCAAGAUCCAGGAUCGAUCUUACGUCGAUACAAGACGGUCUGGAAGCGGUCGCAACGCUGUCCCGGAAUUCAUCCCCACUACCCUCGGCGUGGCCUUGAUUGAAGGGUAUGACAAUGUGGGCCUCGACGUCAGUGUCAGCAAGCCUUUCCUCCGUAAAGAGAUGGAGCUGAAAAUGAAGGCGAUCUGCGAGGGACGGAAAAGCCGGACUGAGGUGGUCCAGGAAAGCUUGGAGCAGUACCGCGAAGUGUUUGUCAAGACACAGCGUGAGAUACAGGUUUUGAAAGACGCAGUGACGAAAUACGUCGUCAAUGGAGGGACUGGAUGA
Fonsecaea nubica is the source of this 1875-nucleotide messenger RNA. RefSeq lists its product as hypothetical. Gene Ontology annotation, molecular function: DNA topoisomerase type I (single strand cut, ATP-independent) activity; DNA binding. Gene Ontology annotation, biological process: DNA topological change. NCBI's taxonomy places the organism in Eukaryota, Fungi, Ascomycota, Eurotiomycetes, Chaetothyriales, Herpotrichiellaceae. The coding region runs from base 1 to 1875 and encodes 624 amino acids. The transcript has 3 exons. Gene Ontology annotation, cellular component: nucleus. The record is from RefSeq and is a predicted model, not a curated record.